Gambusia affinis (western mosquitofish) is the source of this 4547-nucleotide messenger RNA. Its product is annotated as neural proliferation differentiation and control protein 1-like. The record is from RefSeq and is a predicted model, not a curated record. Bases 410 to 1327 code for a protein of 305 amino acids. The transcript has 9 exons. Gene Ontology annotation, cellular component: membrane. Lineage: Eukaryota; Metazoa; Chordata; Actinopteri; Cyprinodontiformes; Poeciliidae.
AGACUUAUUCAGCUAAUUAUUUAGCAGUUCAGUCUGCAGUAAGUAACUAAUUUUAUCCUGUCAGUAUGAGUGAACAUGCGAUAUCUGUAUGCAGCUGCCUGUGGGCAGUGGAAGAGCAAGCAGCGUCUUUGCGUCACACGCUUCAGAUCUUUUACCCGAGCUCAGUGGCAGCAGCAGAAGUGUCAAGAGGAUCUGAUAGAUCCACAACACAACAGACCCGCUCCGAUCUGCUCCUGUUUCUUCAGCUCGACAGAGGUUCUCUCCUCCCUUAGGCGCCAGGGAAUGGAGUGAUGAACCAGACCGACAAAGCUCCGCAAGAUCUUCCUUCUCUUUUCCAUCCUUCUCCUCCUCUUCCUCCGCCUAUCUUCGAUCUUCGCGCGCCGCGUCCGCCGCUGGAGCUGUGGCCUGGAUGCGGACACCGAUGCUCGGCAGAACUGCGGUGUUUGCGGCCCUGUUGGCCCUCAAUACUUGUCUAACAGGUUCCAACUUAUGUCCUCGCAGUUUGGACUGUGCCCGAGCAGGACGGUUCUUCUGUCGACAAGGCAGCUCACACUGCGGGCCCUGCCUGUACCCUCUGGUGGAGGAUCAUCAUGGCCGCUGUGUUGCCAUGAGAAGACAUCUUCAUCAUUCUGCUCAGGCUGCUAAAGGUAAGGUGAGGGCUUACCCUGAGCUGGAUCAGGAGAUUGACAUCCUGUCGGGCAUCAUCAGUGAGCAGAGAUCUGAGUCCAGGAUCCCAGCCCCACCCUCCCAGGACAGGAAGGCAGAGCAGCUCAUCAGGCCGAUCUCCAGACACAGAGGAUCACCCACAGACCAGCCCACCAACCUGAGCAUCACACUCAGCACUACAAGUGCACCUUCCACUACCAACUGCAGCCCUGGUCAGCUGGGCGAGCCCCGCAUCACCACCUACCCCCCCAAUGACCAAGUGUUUCUCAUUAUGACCAGUGUGAUCAUCACAGUGUGUUUGCUGGUCUUGGUCAUAUCUGGAAUCUGCUGUGUCAGAAUUGUGAGAGAUGCAUAUCUGGAAGCUCAGAAGUUGGACUAUCCUGCAUGUGAAACCCAAAACUUUGGAAACUUUCCUGGGGACCAGAAGCUGGCUCACAGUGCCCAGAUGUACCACUACCAGCACCAGAAACAACAGAUGCUUUCUCUGCAGCAACGCAGGGAUGAGCUCAGACCACCCGACACAGGAACAUCGACAGAUGAGGAGAAUGAUGGAGAUUUCACCGUCUAUGAGUGUCCUGGGCUGGCACCAACAGGAGAGAUGGAGGUGAAGAACCCGUUGUUUGAAGACGCCAACCUUUACCUACACAGAUUCCACAAGUAAAUCCAGAUCGUCACACUGGAAGUGCAUCACCUGUGUGUACUGCUCCCUGAAUUCACAUCCACACACACACUCCACAUGCACUGCUACACUCAGCCAAGUCCAUGUGGAGAGCAAGAUUGUCUCCCUGUCUCCUGUAAAGGAGGAACAUGUGAAAUGUUGGGUUGAUGACUGAAGCUGACUGACUGUGAGUCUCAUGCUCUGCAGCCUUGUUUCAUCUUCAGUUCAGCUGUGAGUCUGUGUGUUGGCUCUGGAAGGACACGUGUGGACUGACUGUGUGUUGAUCAGCUGGAGCAGAGUGCAGCGCAGGAGCCUGCUGAAGCCACCAGCUGGCAGUAUCAAGUUGACUUGAUUUCUGGCUGUCGUUUUUGAUUCAUCAGUAAAUGCUCUUUUUUCCCCCGAGUUUUAACCACAAUUUGUGGUCUUACUAUGAGAUUUUACUUUGAUUUUAAAAAGGAGUGUUUUUGGUUUUUGAUGUUUAUUGUGCCUCCAUGCAGCAUCCUCACCUGUAUCAGUUUAUGUAGCCACUGUUCUCAGCCUAGCACAGUGGCUGAGAACAUCCACCGUAUCAUCCAAGUAACAAAUCAGUCAAUAUGCAUUUCUAGUUUUUUCCAAGUUGGUACCUCAAACUUGCUGCUGAUGUUUAUCCUAUACAUAAACUGUAUGAAGAUGAUUUCAAGGUCAUUUGAAAACAUCUCUAUCUGAGCUCUGAACCAGAGAGUUCAUCCUGUACAUAAGGUAUUGACUACCAUGACUUGUCCUCAUGGUUUAGUGAUGUUUAAAUAGCAGUUGAUGGAACAGGACAGAGUGGUGUGUAACUGCCUGAAUGCUGGGACAAACUGCUGCUGCUUUCUUUAUUUUCAGAGACUAAACUGAAAAUAAAGUUUAGUUUAGUGGCCCACCAGAGUCCAAACGCAUAUCUAGAAUAUUUCUAGUUUUUACUUCAAGAUGGGGGUGGUUUUUUGGUGAGGCAUGUGGAAAAUCUGAAUGAUGCACCAAAUCAGUUUUGGGAGCAUUUUUUAUAAAAGCUUGGGCCUGCUGUUAAACAACUCUGAUUUUUCUUUUAAAAAUAUAAAAAUACAUGUAAACUGCAUUAAAAAGAUGUGUUCUGUAGUCUUUCUGCCAAUAGAUGACCAAAACGUCCAUCAUCCAACCAAUAAAUGCAAAUGAAUAUUGUAUAUGUAAUGGUUCAAAUAAAACUAAUUACAUACACUAAAUUAGACUGCAUCAAAAUGCAUAUAGUGCAUUUCUGAGUUAUUGAAUACAAAAACUUUCAAGCAUUUGAUCUUUGAAUUUCAUCCUUUGUUACAGAUUUGCUACAGCAGUCAUGAAACAAUUUCCACUACAGGUCUUUGAUUUGUUUAACUUCUGACCAAUCACCAACUGACUGACCUUAAUGGGUCAGGAUGACAAAUACAUGAAUAUGUAAAUACAUGCUGUGCUGUAUCCACUUAGAAACUCUAAAAUUAUUCAUUUUACUUUUACCAUAAAAAUAAUUGAAAUUCCAUCCAUCCAUCCAUCUUCUUCCUCUUAUCCGGGGUCGGGUCGCGGGGGUAGAAGCUUCAGAAGGGAGGCCCAGACUUCCCUCUCCCCAGCCACUUCUUCCAGCUCCUCCGGAGGAAUCCCAAGGCGUUCCCAGGCCAGCCGAGAGACAUAGUCCCUCCAGCGUGUCCUGGGUCUUCCCCGGGGUCUCCUCCCAGUGGGACGUGCCCAGAACACCUCACCAGAGAGGCGUCCAGGAGGCAUCCUGACCAGAUGCCCGAGCCACCUCAACUGGCUCCUACAUAAUUGAAAUUCUAAUUAUGUUAUUUCAUAAUUCUUUUAUUAAAUUAUUAAAAUGUUAAUUAUUAGAUUUUUUUAUGUGUGCAAACCUGUUUUAUUUAAAUGUUCACAGAUAUUAACUAUUAUUUGAGAACCUUUUUGGUCACUGGAUUAUGGCCCUUUUGGCCCACCGUACCUGCUGUGAGCAAUCCAGAGCAGAGGCUGCAUCAGGCUAUAAGUAUGAAGGAGAAAUUGCUGUAAAAAGAUAUUUAACGUCUGACUGUCUUUAUUAUCUUUGAACAGUGAAUAGUUGGAGUAGUUAGCCUGGCUAGCUGCUAACAGCCGUAUCUCUCAGGCCGAUGUUGCACUGCGUCUCUAGUAAAAACACAGAUGACUUCAUCCUGCUGAGUCCUCACUGAGAAAACCUUUCUAAAGUGUGACUAUUCCUACUGCCACCAUUUUUAAAUUCAGAAGUUAAUUUUAAAAGCUGAGUUUAAGCUGCCCAGAUUACAGUAUCAUUGACCCCAGAAACAUGUUCAUCACAGCUGCAGGAGGAACAAAGUUGAAACCUAACAUGAAGUUAAAAAUCAAAAAAAAAUUUUGAAGUUGUUUAGAUUUUCUGUUUUCAGAGGAAACCAGAGAGCAUUCAGGUUCCCUCUAGCUCUGCAGAGGGACGUUUGGGUCAAUGACCCCAAUACAGCCAACAAUCACAGCAUGACCAAACUGAAUCCACACUAAAACAUGUUGGGAUUUUUUCUGACUUGCUCUGUGGACUCAGCAAUCUGACGACUGAAUGAAUUCAUUAAACACUUAGAAUAAAAUACAUUUAGAUCUAUUAACUAUAGCUGUCUUGUUUCAGUGAUGUGUUUGAAUAGAACUAACUGUGUUUUGUAAAGCUCCUAUGAGCGCUGUUACCCCUCAACCCCAGAUCGAUGUUCUCUGCCUUUCCUUUGCUGAAGACGAGCUCCUCUACUCCACAGGCUCACAUGUCUGAGUCUGGAGGUUCCUGCCUGCCUCUUUGCAUCUGGAACAGAGCUCAGCCAGGAUGGGCACCAGAGACACUUUGAGGCAGGAAUCUGGAGAUGAAGCCUUAUCUCUGUUUCACCGUCAGUGAAGAAAUGAAGGAGCUCAUCAAAUACACAAACCCCUCCAGCAGACAUGUGGUUUAUCCAGAUUGAUAGUUUGAGGAGCAAAACGGACUGUUCACGCAGCAUGCAUAGCAAAGAUCAAAUUGUCAUGUUGCAUUUUUACUUAUUUUUAUGUUCUUUUUUCCCCUCUGCUGAAAGCUAAACACAAAUCCCUGCUGAGUUUUCUUUAGGUUGUUCUCUUCCAGGUUAACAAUUCUGUAAAGGAGCUUUAGAACAAUACAAACUGUCUUUGGCCUCUUUAUAUGUUCUCCAUAGGUUUAGCUUGCAUGUGCAUAUAUCAAAGCUGUAAUAAAAUAAAUAAAUAUUUAAAAGAU